Scophthalmus maximus (turbot) is the source of this 3145-nucleotide messenger RNA. RefSeq names its product para-nitrobenzyl esterase. The coding region runs from base 164 to 1942 and encodes 592 amino acids. The record is from RefSeq and is a predicted model, not a curated record. The transcript has 10 exons. NCBI's taxonomy places the organism in Eukaryota, Metazoa, Chordata, Actinopteri, Pleuronectiformes, Scophthalmidae.
GGAGGAGGAGGAAGAGGGGGAGGAGGAGGAGGGGGAAGAGAGGGAGGAGGCGCGCAUGCGCGCUCCGCGCUCGGCACAAGCCAAAGUGCGUCAACUCUUGUUUUCGGAUCUGAGGAGUUUCUCCUGCGGCUGUUGAUGUGAUGUCGACGGGAUAUGAUCGGAGAUGAACGAAGACGCAUUUGAGGUCCCGGAGAGGACGGAGUACCGCUACCUGGUCCAGGAGGAGGCGGAGGAGGAGGUGCAGUACGUCCGUCACAGACACUACAUCAGCCCCUUCCUGGUUCUCUCGCGCCGCUGCAUCGUCCUCAUCUGCCUCGGCGUGCUCGGCCUGCUCGCGCUCGCCACCUACCUGGGCUACGUGGCCCAGACGCUGCCGCCGGGUGUCGCCCAGGUGUCCACGGACUGUGGGACGUUCAGAGGACGACGCAAAAAUGGGGCCUACUCCUUCAAGGGCAUGCCCUACGCCGCGCCGCCCCUCGGCGACCUGCGCUGGGCUCCUCCGGCGCCGCCGCCGCCGCGCUGGAGCGGCGUGACCGACGCCGGCCGCUUCCGCAGCAUGUGUCCCCAGGUGCGUCCGGCCUCGAGCGCGGGGAGGGUCCUGGGCCAGGAGGACUGCCUCUUCGUCAACGCGUGGACGCCCACGCUGCGGCCCGGCGCCGCGCUGCCCGUGGUGGUCUGGAUCCACGGGGGGCGCCUGCUCACGCUCAGCGGAGGCGAGCCGGGCUACUCGCCCACGGAGAAGCUCGCCGCCGACACGGGCGUCGUCUACGUCAGCUUCAACUACAGACUCAACGCAUUCGGCUUCCUGGCUCUGGAGAUGCUGAGGGAAGGUUCUCCGACAAACACCUCAGGGAACUACGGCCUCAUGGACCAGAUCGCGGCUCUGAAGUGGGUCCAGAGGAACAUCCACGUGUUCGGAGGAGAUCCUGGGAAAGUCACUAUAUUUGGACAGAGCUCAGUUGCAGCCCUGAUGACGUCGCCGCUGGCGAAGGGUCUGUUCCACGCCGCGGCCGACAUGAGCGGCAUGUUCGUCCGCAACGUGACGCUGAAACGGGCCGAGUCCGACAACCUGGCGUUCGUGAGGAAGACGAGCUGCAGAGACGUGAGCUGCCUCCGACGCCUGUCGGUCCGACAGGUGCUGCAGGCUGUCCCGUGGCAGGAGUUCCCCUCCUGGGCAGCGGACGAGAUGACUGAUCUCCCCACCAGGGGGCGCUUCAUUGGCUCGGUGGCGGUGGUGGACGGGUUCGUCCUGGAGGCUCCGCCUCUGGAGGUGUGGGGGGCGAAGAAGGGAGGCUACAGCGACGUCCCCUUCCUGGUCGGGACCACGGAGCAGGAGGUCGACUUCAGUCCGACGGCCACGAACAUCUCGGCGUGGACGUGGGGCGACUAUCACUGGUUCGUCACAGAGAAACUUCAGUCGUUCAGUGACGAUCUGGCUAAAGACGCGUUGGAACUGUACCCGAGCUCCGCCCCCUGUCCCACCACGGACCGCUGUCCGGAGAGGUCCUUCACCACCAUGGUGUCCGACAUCAGGGUCACCUGUCCCAGGAACCAGUUGGCUCGGAGCGCUGCAGCCGCUCUGAACAGCCCCGUGUAUCGCUACGUGGUGACGCACACGCCGUCCGGACCGGUCAACGCCUCGUCCGCGGGUCUUAUGCCGUUCGCCAGCCGCUUCUCCUUCCACCGCCUGGACGCCGUGGCCUUGUUCGGAGGCCUGGAGUCGGUCCUGGGGAGGCGUCUGUCCGAGGACGACCGGAGCUUCACGCGUCUCGUCACGCGGAACCUCGUCAACUUCGCCAGAACAGGUCAGAUGGAGGAGGCGUGGCCCGAGUUCCCAGCAGCCACUGCUCUCCUGUCCAGCAGCCUGUCGCUGGCUCACAACUACUCGUCCGCUCGCUGUGAGCUGUGGAGGGACAGCGGCCUGUUGGCCUACGCCUGGUGAACCUGAGGUGACCUCACGUCGACGCGUCUCCGUCUCUCCUGCAGCAGCCGGUCACUUUCAGAGCCAAACAGGAAAUAGAACAUUUAGUUGGUUUGAAGUCUGAGACGGAACCUUUUAUUGUUGUGGAAUAAAACAAACUAAAAGACGUCAGCUCAAAAUGUAAAAAAGAAAAGGUGCCGUUCACGUUAACGUGACUCAAUGUGCUUAAUGUAGGAUAAAGGAUUUCAGGUUUUAUUUUUUCACAGGUGUGAGUGUUUAUGACGAAGCAUAUCUGAGAGAAAUUUGGUGAUUAUUGAUCGCUGCUUGUCAUGUUUUAGAACGUCCCUCUGUUAGUCUCCACCUCUGAACAGUGAAUGAAAUCACUUCAUGCUCGUAGCUUUAAAAAAUGAUAUAUAUAUAUAUAAACAAAUGAAGGAAAAACAUGAGUUUUAAAUAAAAAAAAGAUUAUUUCAAAGAAAGAAAAAAUUGAGGUGAGGCCGGUCUCCCUGACGACCAGACUCCUCCCACCAGGAAGUGUCUGCCGAUGAAGUCAUGAGAUUUGUCUGAAAGCUGCAGUCUGAACUGACUCGGAUGAUUUUUUCUGCUCUGUCCACUUAAACAUUGGAUCAGUAAUUAAUAAAGUAAAAAAUAUUAUUUUUCAAAUCAGUAAAUAUAGGAACUUAUAUCAGUUUUACAACUUGGUGCCAAAAUCCUCCAGGUGUAUUAAGAUCGAUGAGCAGUGCAGCGCCACCCUGUGGACGUGUGGGGAAUCACAGCCUGAGGAACCAGAAGGGAAUCGAACACACGACGACACAGAUUCACUUUCUACUCGAGUGGACGUGAGUUUUUUAAAUUCAGGGACGUGAUUGGACGCAGACGGAAGAGUGAGAUUAUCAUUUUUAAUUUUAUUCUUUUGUUCAUUGUGUACCUGUGAAUAACUCAUGUUCGUUUUGUGAACUUGUGAAGUUCUGCUGUUUGCACUGAUUCAUACGCUUCAACACUUUGUCUCCACUUCAUCACGUGUUUGUUUCCGUUAGUUGAACCACGUCGAAGCUGUUACAUGAAUCAAAGUUUUACUUUUACACAUUAACUUUACUUUCUUCCCUCCGGUUGUUGUCUUGACCACUCCUGAGCUUUGCGUUGUGUUUCGUUGUUUGUUGACACACUCACACUUUAUCACUCUAUCAUCUUUAUAUGAUCAAUAAACUCACACCACUUUCACUA